Molecule: messenger RNA, 762 nt
Organism: Penicillium daleae
Lineage: Eukaryota; Fungi; Ascomycota; Eurotiomycetes; Eurotiales; Aspergillaceae
Product: putative C2H2 finger domain protein
Exons: 2
Coding region: 1-762 (253 amino acids)
Source: RefSeq, a predicted model, not a curated record
AUGGCAUUUUUGUUCGGUGAACAUGUUAUCUCUCAAGACGGCAAGUUCUAUUGCCGUAUCUGUCAAGUCCAGUACUCCUCCUACGACGCCAUCUAUUCGCACUGCCAAGCUGCCGUGCACCAUUCUUGGUGCCAGGCCUGCGAGUUGAUGUUUCUCGAUGAGAUCGAGCUCACGGAGCACCUGAAGGACUGGGAGUACCAUCACUUCUGCCCAAAUUGUGCUGGCAAGAUGGAUUACACCGAUGAAGAAAUGCUCGGCGCUCAUCGUGCGGAAGCCCACUUCUGGUGCCAAGAGUGCGACCUCCUCCUGGCAUCAAAGAGGUGCUUCGAAACACACCUCAUCUACGAGCAUGCCGCCUGUGAGGUCUGCCUUGAAGUCUUCAAGGACAUGGAGCUGUGCCGCGCGCACCUAACAACACACCUCCAUGACGAGUACCGGUGCCCGGGCUGCGACAACACCGCUGAGACUUUCUCAGCAAUCAUCCAGCACCUGGAGUCAAGCAGCAUCUGUGGGGGUUUCGAGGAAGUCAUGCGCCUCGUGAGAGAAACGCCGGGCUCCGCAGACUUUUACAUUCGUUCGGCAUCCGGUUUCGACUUCCACUGCAAGAGUUGCUUGCUACGCUGGGCCACUCUCGGCGAACUUGCCUCGCACCUUGAGGGCACCGUCGAUUGUAUGUGGCUCAUGGGCCCAGAUGAGGCAUUUUCAUUCUUGCGGGACUCUCUCGGUCAACGUCAACAGCGGGACUCGCCCUCGCCUGACUGA